This is a messenger RNA of Nicrophorus vespilloides, 805 nucleotides long. RefSeq names its product 15-hydroxyprostaglandin dehydrogenase [NAD(+)]-like. Gene Ontology annotation, molecular function: oxidoreductase activity, acting on the CH-OH group of donors, NAD or NADP as acceptor. NCBI's taxonomy places the organism in Eukaryota, Metazoa, Arthropoda, Insecta, Coleoptera, Silphidae. The record is from RefSeq and is a predicted model, not a curated record. The coding region runs from base 1 to 780 and encodes 259 amino acids. The transcript has 5 exons. Gene Ontology annotation, cellular component: cytoplasm.
AUGUUCAACAUAGAAGGUACAGUCGCAAUUGUCACCGGUGCGGUUGACAGUAUUGGAAGAGAUAUCGUCAAUUCGUUGCUCUCAAACAACGCCAAAGGAGUUGCAUUGUUAGAUGCAAAUGAUGCUCAGGCUGAGGAAUUUCAGGCAUCGUUGGAUAAGGAAUUUGGUGCUAAGAAGACGCUAUUUUUGAAGGUAGAUGUAACAGAUUUUGAAAAAGUCAAAGAUGCAUUUAAAAAGUGUGUGGAUCAUUUCGGAAAUCUGGAUAUUGUAGUGAACAAUGCAGACAUUAUUGGAAAUAUCGAGAUGGUCAUCAAAAUUAAUCUGCUGGCGACAAUUCAAAUAUCAAAUUUUGCUUUCUUCGAUUUCCUUCCAAAGUACAGAAAAGGCAAGGAGGGUGUCAUAAUUAAUAUAGCUUCGGUUGUUGGUUUGUAUCCAAGCCAUAUGCUUCCCGAUUAUUCUGCAGCAAAGCAGGGAGUGGUAGCAUACACUCAGGCUUUGGGAGUGAAUGGUCGUUACGAGAAUGCUCCAGUGAAGGUCAUGGCUCUCUGUCCAGGAGUAAUAGAUACCGAAAUUUUUGUAGGUGUGCCAGAAUAUUACCAACAGUUUAUGAGGGAGUUGGAUUUCAUCUGUCAACCACCUGGAGUCGUUGGCAAGGGUUUGAUCAAGGUUUUGAAAGAGGGAAGCACUGGUUCUAUUUGGGUCAGCAAGAAAAAUGAACCUGCUAUCGAGUUUAAAUACAAAUCAAAAACAUUCCCGAUUUUGAGGAAAUUAGUAUCUUAAAAAAAAGUAUACAGAGUUCUGUCAA